Messenger RNA from Pyricularia pennisetigena, 1431 nucleotides. RefSeq lists its product as uncharacterized. NCBI's taxonomy places the organism in Eukaryota, Fungi, Ascomycota, Sordariomycetes, Magnaporthales, Pyriculariaceae. The record is from RefSeq and is a predicted model, not a curated record. Bases 1 to 1431 code for a protein of 476 amino acids. The transcript has 4 exons.
AUGCCCGCCAUGGCGGCUACCAGCCGGAAUCGCCAGCCCCAGCGACAAAAAGACAUUGAGCAACUCACCCAAGCAGAGAAGGACUCACUCCUUAACGAACUAUGGAAACAAGACCGCCCACUAUGCCACGAGUGCCUCAAGGGAUACCAAGAACACCCAGAGCGGCUGUGCGUCUUCCAGCCGGGACACGCGAGAUGCGACAGCUGCGCGGAAAAGGGCAUCUACUGCCUCCGGAUGCGCGUCAACGAGACGCGGCCGCUCUUCCGCACGGCGCAGCGCUUCGCUGCCGAGAUGGUGCAGCUGCGGCUCGCCGGCAGCCUCAUACCCGACCGCAUGCGCAACGCCUACCGCACCGUCGUCAAGGGCGCCCUGAGCUACGCCGAGGCCGUCAAGGAGGUCAAGGACCUCAGGGAGGAUCUGGAAAAGGCCACCGCCGCCACCGUCACCCACCUCCGCCAGGCCUCCGAGUGCGAGUCCCGCAGCGAGGCCAUGAGCUGGGCCGCAAAGUGCGGCUGGACCCUCGUGACGCUGGAGAAGGAGCGCCGGGACAAGGGUCUCCCGCCGCCCCAGGGCGGGGCAGAGGUCGUCGUCAUGGAUAUGAUCAAGGACGCCAGGGAGCUGCGCAUCAAACGGAGCGAGUUGGACCACCGCUGCGGCAAGCUCGCCGAGGAGGUUGCGAAGCUGCGGCUGGAGAACGAGAACCUGCAGGCGGCGCAGCUGGCCGCGUCCGCAACCCGUGACAAGCUGAUCGAGGAGCUGCGGAACAGCAAGGCGACUAUACUGGCGGCCGAAGCCGCCAUCGAGCGCGCCUCGCUGGAGCGCAUGUCAAAGAAGGAGUUGGGUCGGAGCCUGGGGCCGUCGGAGCUCCAGAUGGCGGGCGGGUUGCCGGUGCGCUCCGACACCACGCCACCGAAUCUUUUGCGACGUCUCCCCGAGCGGGUGAAGCAAAGAAUAUUCCAGAACAUCCUCUCCAGCGUGGGUUCGGUCGAUGCCACGUUUCGGGAGCGCCCGCAGCUCACACACCAGACCAACGGGAUCGUCAAUGAUGAGACGGACAAGGCUACGAUAACAACGCUCUUCCACCUCGGCAGGAGCAUUGACCUCGACAACGACGCGGCCUUGGUCAUGUACAUCUCGGCCAACUGCUGCCGGACCCACGUCCCAGGCCUGGACUAUCGCUGGACCGCUGCGGACCAUGCCGAGAUUUUGGCCUUGUGUCUCGUGGCCAAGGAAUGGAUGGUUCGCAUCAUCAAAGCCCAGGUUGGCGCCUACAUCCGCCUCAUCUCAGUUCCUGUUGUAAGUGACUCGUACGCGGCUGCGUGUACACCUGUUCGACUCAACCAGACGAGGGAAUAUUCUCGCCACAUUCAGGCCUUGCUCAAGUUCGAGGACCAGUCUUCGCCUGAGCGUAAGCGGCUUCGCACGGAAUAA